AUGUUUGACAAAUCCAAUAUGGCUGAGAUUGAGAUAUUCAAAAAGUUGAAACUGAAGAAGACAGAAACACAAGAGAAAAAUCCACUGGCUUCAAAAGAAACAACUGAACGGUAAAAGCAAAUAGGCAAAUCAUAAUGAGCCAUGUGCAGCCAAUAUGCACUGUGCAUUCCACAAGCAUUGACUUCUUAUUUUACUUUUUUUUAGCUGCUUAACUUUGUAAGAUGUAAAGGGGUUGGAUCAAGUUUAAAUGACUGUGCUAUCCCUUUUCACAUCAAAGAAUCAA
This is a messenger RNA of Hyaena hyaena (striped hyena), 283 nucleotides long. Its product is annotated as thymosin beta-4, Y-chromosomal-like. Gene Ontology annotation, cellular component: cytoplasm. Gene Ontology annotation, molecular function: actin monomer binding. The record is from RefSeq and is a predicted model, not a curated record. Gene Ontology annotation, biological process: actin filament organization; regulation of cell migration. The transcript has a single exon. NCBI's taxonomy places the organism in Eukaryota, Metazoa, Chordata, Mammalia, Carnivora, Hyaenidae. The coding region runs from base 1 to 114 and encodes 37 amino acids.